Molecule: messenger RNA, 6787 nt
Organism: Seriola aureovittata
Lineage: Eukaryota; Metazoa; Chordata; Actinopteri; Carangiformes; Carangidae
Gene: znfx1
Product: zinc finger, NFX1-type containing 1
Exons: 19
Coding region: 305-6247 (1980 amino acids)
Biological process (GO): regulatory ncRNA-mediated heterochromatin formation
Cellular component (GO): nuclear RNA-directed RNA polymerase complex; nucleus
Molecular function (GO): helicase activity; zinc ion binding
Source: RefSeq, a predicted model, not a curated record
UCAUGUGCGCCUUAGUCAUUCGUGCUCCACACUGACUUCAUCUAGGUGUGGUGUGUCUCUUCGGAUGAAACGAAAACGAAAAUGACAGAGCAUUUAAAUAGCAGCUUCCUGAACCGAGCAGUCAGAGCGUCUGAGCAGCUGGGGAGCUCAGACAGAGACUAUCGGCUCAGCAAUAGAUGCUGCAAUAAUAGCAAACAGGCCUGUUUCCUGUCCUUAAUGGUCCUGGAAAUAUUCGUAUCAAGUGGAUUUCAUUGUAGAAACCAAACAACCAGCCUAAAUUUCAACAACUGCCAAAUGCAAGACAAUGGAAAGAGUGACGUUACCAAAUUGGAGAAGAGAAGCUAAUAAUGCUAAUGAUACUGGCCAAAAUGAGAAUGCCGGUAGAGGCAGAUGGAGAAGACGAGGACGUGCACGGGGAGACAGGCCGCGAGAACAAGAGAUAGACGGAGGAGAAGGGAUGCGUGGGAGAGAUGGAGGAAGAGCAGAGUUAGGGAGAGGCGGAGGAAGAGGAGCAGGAAGAGGCGGCGGGGAGGGGACAGAUGGAGGAAGAGGUGGGGGGGUACAAGGGAGAGGAAGGGGAGGAAGAGGAGGAGGAGCAGCAGGAGCAGAAAUAGGGGAUGAAAGAGAUGCAGGAAGAGGUGGCAGACAGAGAGGAGGAGGGGGGAGAGGGAGAGGCGGAAAUGGAGGGCAAGGUGCAGACAGACAGAGAGGUGGAGUAGGAAGAAAUGGUCAACCAGGUGCUGAUGCAAGAGAAGGAGCGAGAGGAGGGUUGGCAGAAAUGGCUGUAAGGAGAGGAGUAUAUAGCGUGGAUAGAAGAGGAGGUAGAGGGGGCGAGAGAAGAGAUGGUUCGAGAGACAGACGAGAGGGGAAUGGGGGGAGGUCAAAUUCUACAGGCAGAGUAGGGGCACCACAGGGCCGUCGCCUGGGCUAUAAAACACUGGAGGAUCUCUCUGGAAAAGACCCGUCUGUGGUGGCCAUCAGCCUCUCAUCUAACCCUGCCCUAAUUGAAGUCCUGCGUGACAAAGCAAUGAGGAAGGACCUUAUCGAACUCCUUUGCCUGGUGUUGAGUAAAGCCUUCAAAUCACGGACAGACAGAGGCUCUCUGCAGCACCUGGCUGGCAUCAUAAAAGAUUCAGUCUUCUUCCAAACCAUCCUGCCCCACCAUGUGGUGGGCAUGGGGUCAGAGUUCAACCCUCUGCGCAGGACACAGUACCCUCAGCAACUGGAAAACAUCCUGGCUAUUCUGUCAAAGGUGCUGAACAUUUUCCCUGCUAGCUCCGUUCAGUCAGUGAGUUUGCUACUGACGCUGCUCCAAGCCUCCAUCAACAAGCUGAGAGCACUGGGAGUGAACAUCCAGCCUGAGAUGGAGGAGACUUUGGAGGAUCUCCAGGGCCUAGUCAAGCACCUAGAGGAGAGAUCCUGUGAGGGAACCCUGCGCUCAGACAGGGACACGUAUACCCUCCUACCCACUGGUGAUGAUAACCCAGGUGAAGAAGAGCAGCAAGAUUUCAGGACCAUACACAUCUAUCCAACUGUUGAGGAGUUCCAUCCAGACCACAGGCCCUUCCUUAGACCCAACCUCAUCUCUAAGCGCUACACAAACACCCACCUCUACCUUGACACGCACUUCCGACUGCUGAGGGAGGACUUUGUGCGGCCACUCCGUGAAGGGAUCCAGCAAUUGCUCCAGAACCAAAUGGAGAUUGGAAGGAAUGAUAACCCACUGAAGACGAAGCGCUUUGAUGAUAUCCGUGUAUAUUUUGAUACGCAACUGGUGGUUCCCAAGUGCACGCACACUGGCAUUGCCUACCUAGUCCAGUUUGACAUUAAGCCACUUAAGUUUGUGCGCUGGCAGAAUUCCAAGAGGCUGAUCUAUGGUUCCCUGGUCUGCCUGUCCUGUGACAAUUUUGAGAGCCUCCUGUUUGCCACAGUGUCAGAUCGGGACCCCAGAUACCUGGAGAAGGGACAGGUCCAGAUUACCUUUACUGAAGAAAGCAGAUACAAGCUGGCCAGACUUCAGAAAGACCAAUUGUUCCUGAUGGUAGAGUCCACAGCCUACUUUGAGGCCUAUCGGUAUGUCCUUGAGGGCCUACAGGACCAGGAGGAGGAUGACCUGCCCUUCCAGAGGUACAUCGUGGAGUGCAGCACAGAUGUCCGGGCCCCAGCUUAUCUGCAAAUAAAGGAUACGUAUAACCUGUCAUCUAUUGCUGACCGUGAGUAUAAGGGCAAAAUACAGCCCUUUCACAGCUUGGACGAAGAGUCCUGGCCAAGAAUGGAGGUGCUGGGGCUGGAUGAGUCUCAGAUGAGAGCCCUCCAACUGGCCCUCACCAAGGAGCUGGCCAUUAUACAGGGACCUCCUGGCACUGGAAAAACCUACGUUGGCCUUAAGAUUGCUCAGGCUCUGCUGACCAAUAAGAAUCUUUGGAAAGGUGCAACUGGCAAUGCUCCGAUACUGGUGGUGUGUUACACUAACCAUGCCCUGGAUCAGUUCCUUGAGGGUAUUCAUAAAUUUCUGAAGGACGGCAUAGUGAGAGUAGGAGGCCGCAGCAACAGUGAGAUCCUGAAGCGUUUCACUCUACGGGAGCUGACCCACUCGCAUAACUUCAGAAGUACGCUACCAGCUCACCUGCGUUCUGCAUAUAAUGCGAUUUACAAGCAGCUGUGUGAGGAGGAGAGGGAGCUCCAGAAUCAGAGUGUGAAGCUGGAGUGUUCUCUGAAAGGCGUCCUGCGUGAAAGCAUCUUACGGAGGUUCAUUUCAUACAGACACUGGGACAGUCUGAACUUGCCACCUAUGCAGGAUGGUUUUGAGAGCUGGAAUGAGAAGAGGUCCAGUUUGAUUAUGGAGUGGUUGGGUUUGGGUUCCACUGUCUUCCUGCAGAGGGAGACAGGCAAUGCAAAUAUAAAUGAAGACAUAGCAGCAGAGGAAGCAAUGGAGUUGGAAGAGGAGGACCUCAUUGAAAUAGCAGAGGAGGCCGAUCUGAUCCAGGCGGAGCGGAUUAUUGACGACAACAUUGGUCCCAGACGUGGUAGAGAUGGCAGAAAGACAGGAAACAUGGAGGAGGCUGUCAGAGAAGUGGAAGAGCUGAUGCUGGCUAUGAAUCUGGAUAAAGCUGAAAUACAGGCUGAGCAGAGCGAGGAAGGAUGGGAGAUGCAACGGGACCAGAAGAGAAAGAUAAAGAACAAAAUCAGAAGAGAGCUGGGGAAGACUUCAGCUAUGACCGAGAGAGAGGCAGAUAACGUGUUUGAUGUUUGGACUCUCAGUCAGCAAGACAGAUGGCGACUCUAUCGCUUAUGGGUGGCACAGUACAGGAUAGAGCUUCGCACCAGAGCUGUGGAGUCUGAACAGGCCUAUCAGAACGCAGUGGACAGACUGGCUGAUGUAAAACGACAGGAGAGCCUCUGUCUCCUGAAGAAAGCCAUGGUUAUUGGCAUGACAACGACAGGGGCGGCCAAGUACCGCGCAGCUCUGCAGGAAGUGCGUCCACGCCUGGUGAUUGUAGAAGAGGCCGCAGAGGUUCUCGAGGCCCACACCAUCACCACGCUGAGCGAAGCAUGCCAACACCUCAUCCUCAUCGGAGACCACCAGCAGUUGCACCCCAGUGCCACAGUAUAUGAGCUUGCUAAGAACUUCCACCUGGAGACGUCCAUGUUUGAAAGGCUGGUGAAGAUGGGACAUCCUUUUGUCAGGCUCAACUACCAGCAUCGUAUGAGGCCAGAAAUUGCCCGUCUUCUGACCCCACACAUCUACUCAGAGCUGGAAAACCAUCCCUCUGUGUUGGACUAUGAGAACAUCAAGGGUCUUAAUACCAACUUAUUCUUUGUGGAGCACAACCACCUAGAAGAAGAGAUCAAAGAUGGGAAAAGCCAUCAGAACCAACAUGAGGCCAAGUUUGUAGUCGCUCUCUGCCGCUACCUUCUCUUUCAGGAGUACAAACCAGAGCAAAUUACCAUCCUCACAACCUAUACCGGCCAGCUCCACUGUCUGCGCAGACUUAUGCCUGCCAACCAGUUCUCAGGGGUCAAAGUGCAUGUAGUAGACAAGUACCAGGGAGAAGAGAAUGACAUUGUCCUGUUGUCUCUGGUGCGCAGCAACAAGCAGGGUAAAGUUGGCUUUUUGAGCAUCCCCAAUCGCGUCUGUGUCGCCUUGUCUCGUGCCAAGAAAGGUCUCUACUGUAUUGGCAACAGUGCAAUACUGGGCCAAGUCAAACUGUGGAGCAACAUCUUCCACACUUUGAGAGAGAAUGACCAAGCUGGGAAGACUCUGACCCUUUGCUGUCAGAAUCAUCCAGAAAGACAGGUAACAGCGUCUUGUGCUGAAGACUUCAAACAAGCCCCUGAGGGGGGCUGCACUCAGCCUUGCCAGUUCCGUCUGAAUUGUGGUCAUGUCUGCUCAAGGGUCUGCCACCCAUACGACCCUGAGCACAAGGAGUACAAGUGUGACAAGAAGUGCCAGAGGAUUUUGUGUGAUCAGGGACACAGAUGCCCACUCUUGUGUCAUAGACAAUGCCCAAAGAAAUGUUCAGUGAAGGUUGAGAAGAUCAUACCCCAGUGUCAACACACACAGAAGGUUCCUUGCCACCAGGACCCGAAGACAUUUGUGUGCCAGGAACCCUGCCAGAAAAUGCUCCAGUGUGGACAUCAAUGUGAUUCAGUCUGUGGGGAACUUUGCACCAGUAAGUGCAAGGUGAAGAUCACCUUACAGCUAAAGUGCGGCCACAGCCAGCAAGAGGCUUGCUUUUACCAAACGCAAACAGAGAAGCCUCAGUGUAGGACACCAUGUAGGUAUCAGCUAAAAUGUGGCCAUGCCUGUCAUGGUAGCUGUGGCAAGUGUCAUCAGGGACGCUUCCAUUUCCGGUGUUUUCACAAGUGUGAGCGUCUCCUGAUUUGCUCUCACAUGUGCAGGGAGCCUUGCACUCGCGAUUGCCCCCCCUGUCGUAGACCAUGUGAGAAUUUCUGUGUCCACAGUAAGUGCAUGAAGCCAUGUGGGAAGCCUUGUGCUCCAUGCAUUGAGCCCUGCAUCUGGCAGUGCCUUCACCAAACAUGCAGUAAGCUUUGCCACGAACCAUGCGAUCGUCCACCGUGCACCCAACCCUGUGACAAGAUGCUGGAUUGCGGCCACCCAUGCAUAGGGCUGUGUGGAGACAUAUGUCCACGCAAAUGUCGCGUCUGUAAUCAUGAUGAGGUCACAGAGAUUUUCUUCGGAACUGAGGAUGACCCUGAGGCUCACUUUAUUGAGCUAGAAGACUGUCAACACAUUAUCGAAUACACAGCCAUGGACAAGUACAUGGAGAUAGAUGACGAUGAGCAGGCCAAUGAAGAGGAGGUGGCAAUAAAACUAAAGGAAUGUCCCAAGUGUCGAACUCCGAUCCGCAAGAAUCUACGCUACGGAUCUUACAUCAACCGCCGUCUUGCCGAGAUAGAGAUGGUAAAAAUGAAGAUAAAUGGAUUUGAGGCAGAUGUUGAAGAGCACAGGAAGGCCCUUCAAAAACAGUGGGUAGAAAACCUUGACAUCUGUGCAGUGCUUCAGCAAAAUGAAUAUAUGCACAUCAAUGAGAAACUGGGAGAGAGCUAUCUCACAGCAAAUGACCUGUGGGUCCUGGAAAACAAGAUGGAUUUCCUUGUAAGAGUUGCAAAGCUACUAAAGAUUGAAAAAGGAAACACGUCAGUCAUGCAAAGCUGCUGGUUUGAGAGCGAUGUUGCAGAGUUUGUUCACUGGCUCAGCAACCCCCAACAAAAAUUCACGGACCAGCAGGUCUAUGAUUUGCAGAGACAGCUACGGAGACUCACCUUACUCACUGAACUCAACAUCCGUUGUCAUAUGGCAGACAAGAGAGGACAAAGUGAUAAAAUUCAACCCGAGGUACAAACAAUAAGGGAAGUUUUGGAAAAUUCUGGCCAAUUCACUGAGCUGGAUGAAGAAAAAGUGAAAGAAACCAUGAAGCAGCUGAACAAAAAGCUUCCACUCACAGGCUUGGGGAUCUCUGAGGAGGAGAGAAAGAUGAUCAUCUCAGCUAUUAAAAUGCCUCCUGGACACUGGUACAAAUGUCCUAAUGGCCAUGUCUAUCUUAUAACAGAGUGUGGAGGGGCUAUGCAGAGGCGACAGUGCCCUGAUUGUAACGCUACCAUUGGUGGGAGCCAGCACAGACUGGAAAGUGGUAACCAAGUCGCCUCAGAGAUGGAUGGGGCACAGCAUCCUGCUUGGUCUGAAGCCAACAACAUUCUAAAUUUUGAUCAACUUCAACUCUGAAAACCAUCUCGGAGAAGAUUCAACCCCAACUGUUGGUUGCAAAACCUGUGAGAGGCAACAGGUCAUGGUUUGACUGUAAUAACCACAUUGAUUCAUAGUGGACAAAGAGAAAUUUACUGUACUGUGUGUAAAAGGGUGGUAAUGUUGCUGAGGCAGUCAAGUCAUUUGAGAGAUGGAUGGAUAAAGAACUUUGCUUGAGACCAUAAUCAUAAUCUUGCACGAAACUUACUUUUGAAAGUAUUAGCAAUACCCAGUGAUAAUUUACCGCUUUUCUUUCAUGAAUAUACGUCAAACUUGUGACUUUUAAGUUUUGUUGUUGUUUUGAUUUGCUGUUGUAGGCUUACUGGGUUGGAUUUUUGUUUUUCACUGUAACCCUUUGAUAUGUUUAAAACUACUUGUGUUAAGUAAUAGCUGUCCUUUACCUUAACAAUAGAUGGCAGUAAAACACUGGGGAAAAAAAACUGAGAAAUGAUUUGAUUUUUGUCAUGCUUGCAACUUGCUCAUAAUUACUCACAUUAAAAAUAUCUUUCCCUAUAAGAA